GAGGGAGGGAGGGAGUGAUGAUGGUGGUGAUGAUGAUGGUGGUGAUGGGUGGGGUAGGUCUGGGUCUAUCGCGGCAACUUGGGCCAGAUGACCACAAUGCGAGCAAGGGGUAGAGGGAUAGGGCAGAGGCACUUGUCGACAGCCGGCGUAGAGAGAGGGCCUACAAGGGCUGAUACCAUGGGCCGCAAGAGCAAGAAGAAAGUCUACGCCGUGGCCAAGGGCUGGAAGGUCGGCGUCUUUGCCCAGCCGUGGUCCGAGGUCGAGCCGCUGGUCAAGGGCUUCCCGGGCGCACGCUUCAAGGGCUUCUCAUCACACGCCGAGGCAAAGGCCUUUGUCGCUGCACAUGCAAAAAGUAGUCGCGGGAGCAGCGGCGAGAGGCCUACAAGUCAUGCUGCUCCUGCCAAGAAGCGGCCAUCGACCCGCCCUCCGCCGACAUCGGCCGCAUCGGCUGCGCCGACAACGCGGAGCCAGCGCGGGCGGCAGGGCGAUAGUCAGGCCAGCUCGCGCGCACGGUCACGGGAGCGCGAACAAUGGCAACCUCCACCGCAGAAGCAGCAGGCGUCUGCUGCCCCCGAGCCGCCGUUCUCCGGCGUCGUGAGUGGCUCGAUCGCAGACUUGCUGCUACAGGUCGGGUACAGGCCGGGGCCAAGUUGACCUGGUGUGAUACGUUCACAAUAAAGGGUUGGCCCUUGACGGUGCGGUCGUUCGGACGCGUUGUCGCGCGUCUCAAAGUGACACAGCGCCGACGUCUGCGCUCGCCCUUUUCACGCUCGUGGCCAGCCCGCGCGUCGUCGCCGUCGUCUUCUUUCGCGCGGAGUGGCCCUCGGCCUGCGCCACCUUGUUGACGUUCUCAGCAGCCAUGAGCGCGGCGCGCGCCGCCUCAGCCUCGGCCUUGGCGUCAGCAAGCUCCUCUCGCGCCCUCUUUUCGGCGGUCGCGGCCGCCUUCUUCCGCAAGCGCCUCGCUCGUCUUGCGCGCCGCGUCGAACGUCUCAUGGAACGAGCACGCGUCGGCGCCGACGACGGCCUUCCACUCGCCCACAGUAAGCACGACGUGCGACGACGCAACGCCGUCUACAACCUCCGAUGCACGUAGGUACACAGAGACGUUGCCCUGCGGUAUGUCUGAGUGUUCCAGGUUCUCCUUCUUGAUCUCCAACCGGCGUGUACCACUACAUCUACAUAAAGUUGAGGACAAACUACUUGAUAUACGCGCAAACGCUCUCUCAUACCGCCACCACCCGGGGGGAGAACAGGGUGGCCGGCUACACGGAGGUCGCCUCGAGCUGGGCCUUGCGGUCCUGGACGGCGGUGACGUGUGCGUCGUGGUCGGCGAGCUUGGCGAGCUUGGCGGCCUGUGCGGCGUCACGGUUGGCCUGAGCCUGCAUCAUGGCCGACUGCGAGUCGGCGAUGACCUUUGCAGCAUUGAGCUUGGCCUUGGCCCUCUGCAUCUCGGCAACGGCCAUGGCGUGCUCGACGUCGGCAGCAGCGGAGCCCUGGCGGGCAGCGAGCGCUUCGAUGCGACGCUCCUCGGCGGCGGCCAGCGCAGCGUCGGUGUUCUCGCGGCGGGCAGAGAGCUCCUUGGCCCGCUCGGCCUUGGCAUGCGCCGCGGCCGAGAUCGACUUUUCGAACUCGAGACCGGCCUUGGCAGCCUUGAGGGCGAGCAUGGCGUCGCGACGCUGGGCAGCCCCCUCCACGGCGGCCACCGACGCCGCGCGCUUAGCCUCGGCUUCCUCGUCGAGCUUGCUGGCCACCGCGGCCUUGGCAACAUCGACCUGCAUCGAAUGCGACGCCAGCCGAGUCUUCUCCGCCGCC
Thecamonas trahens ATCC 50062 is the source of this 1812-nucleotide messenger RNA. RefSeq lists its product as uncharacterized. Bases 88 to 654 code for a protein of 188 amino acids. Lineage: Eukaryota; Apusomonadida; Apusomonadidae. The record is from RefSeq and is a predicted model, not a curated record. The transcript is spliced from 2 exons.